AUGACGAAAAAUGAGGUUCCAGCAUAUGUCCUUGGUGUCGGGCUGACCAAGUUCAUCAAGCCUCGACAGACCCGCGCAUAUCCGGAAAUGGGCUAUGAAGCGGGUGUGAAAGCAAUGCUGGACGCACAAAUCAAUUAUGAUGAGGUUGAGACUGGUGUUGCGUGUUACUGUUAUGGCGACACCACGAGUGGCCAAAGGAUCUUCUACCAGUUCGGCAUGACGGGUAUCCCUAUCUACAACACGAACAAUGCAUGCGCUACCGGCUCAACUGGACUGCAUCUGGCGCGAACACUGAUCAAGAACGGAGCAGUUGACUGCGCGAUGGUCAUUGGAUUUGAACAGAUGCAACCAGGAUCCAUCAAAUCGGCAUGGAGUGACCGACCCUCUCCUAUGGGGCUCUCGAUGCGUAUGAUGGCCGAUACGCGCGGUAUAAGCAACUCUCCACCCAAUGCUCAAUACUUCGCCAAUGCCGGUCUUGAGUACAUGGAGAAGUAUGGCGCCGAGGCGCGUGACUUCGCUGAGAUUGCAAGAAUCAGCCAUGAACACAGCCAAAAGAACCCCUACGCGCAGUUCAGGGAUGUGUACACACUUGAACAGAUCGAGAAGGCUCCUAUGAUUCACUUCCCGUUGACCAAACUCCAAUGCAGCCCGACAAGCGAUGGCGCGGGUGCGGCGGUCAUCGUGAGCCAGAAAUUCUUGGACGCGAGGCCACACCUGAAGAGUCAAGCUAUCCUCAUCGCAGGCCAAUCGUUGAUGACAGAUUCACCACAGCUCUACUCCAAGUCAUCGAUGGAUCUCGUCGGCUACGACAUGACCAAGCGCGCGGCGCAAGCAGCUUUGAAGGAGGCUGGCGUCAACGCAAAAGACAUCAAAGUUGCAGAGUUGCAUGACUGCUUCUCAGCCAAUGAACUCAUUCUACUGGAAGGCUUGGGCUUCAGCGAGCCCGGAAAAGCACACAUGAUGGUACGCAAUGGCGACAUCACAUACGGCGGCAAGGGUCCGAUCGUCAACCCAUCAGGCGGUCUUAUUAGCAAAGGACAUCCUCUCGGUGCAACAGGACUCGCACAAUGUGCGGAAUUGACAUGGCAGCUUCGUGGCUGGGCCAACAACCGACUUGCUGAAGGGGCCGACGCUGCGCUGCAGCACAACCUCGGCUUGGGUGGAGCUGUUGUCAUCAACGUCUACAAACGUGCGGAUGGCCAGAAAAAUGCAAAGAUGAGUGAUGAAGAAGUGAAGAAAGCGAGUCAAUUCUCCUACAACCCGGCUGUGGAGGCGCGCUACGUGACCAAGCAGGACGGAGAAAAGGUCAGGAGCAAGACUGUCGCAAGCGAGUACGCUUUGGGCGAUACGCUGGAGAAGAUUCAAAGUCGGUUGUAG
This is a messenger RNA of Alternaria novae-zelandiae, 1377 nucleotides long. RefSeq lists its product as uncharacterized. The transcript is spliced from 2 exons. The record is from RefSeq and is a predicted model, not a curated record. Bases 1 to 1377 code for a protein of 458 amino acids. Gene Ontology annotation, molecular function: acyltransferase activity, transferring groups other than amino-acyl groups. Lineage: Eukaryota; Fungi; Ascomycota; Dothideomycetes; Pleosporales; Pleosporaceae.